GUGACGCCAUCUCCAUGGAAACCAAUAGACAACUUCGUACGGCGAGAGUUGCAUAAGAAAAGGUUUUACAGUAUCCUUCAAACGGGAUGGCAAGUAAGAGAUCAGCAGGUGCCAGCUCUAUUGGCAGCAGGUCGAGCAGCACAUCAUACAAUGGCUCUAUGCACUCUCGACAAAGUAGUUUAGAAGACCUGUUAGUGCAACAGUACCAUGACAAGUUGAGCAAAACCUGCCCGUCACCACAGUAUCAACUUCCCAGAAAGUUCACAUCUCCUUAUGGAAAUGCAAUGUUAAAAGAUCCCAAAAGAAAAAGGCAUUCAGCAGCGAGUUCUUCCAAAGGCCCUCGCCCACAAUCUGCAGCGGUGUCAAGGAGGUCACAAUCUCGAGAUGAAACAAAUUCAGUCCAAAGCAAUGCCGGCGCUUCACAAAGUGACAGCAGCACAUCAAACAGUAUAAGCAAUUCAAGCCUUGUAUUACCAGCCACGAGUAAAAGACCCCUCAGUGCUCCACCGGCUCCGCUUAGGUAUUCACUUUCAUCUUCAAGAAAGCCUCCAAUCUUUAAGCGCCAACCAUGGGUAAUCAGAGUGAUGGCUUACAAGAAUGGAUCUAGAAGUGUGUUUGCUAAAGUGGCUUCCUCCAACUUUAAAUUGCUGCUGGAAGAGUGCACCGUGAAGCUCAAUCUAAACACUGCAGCUCGCCGCGUUUUUCUGCUCAGUGGUGAAGAAGCGCAUGAACCCAAAGACAUUCCUCACGAUGCUGAAGUUUAUAUUUCAACCGGAGAGCCCUUUGUGGAUCCUUUUAAAAAAAUCAAAGACCAUCUGACAUUGAGCAAGGAGGCAAAUUGGACGGUGAAUGGCGUGGUGCUCCCUGCUGAUGCGAAGCGUGGCACGACCAAGCCCAGCCUCUCGCUGCGCAUGAGGAAGCUGAGUGAGAAGACUACAGUCAGGAUUCUGGUUUUUAAGAAUGGAGCAGGGCAGGAUGGGUGUGAGGUCAUUGCAGCAGUGGAUCAAACAGAGAAGUUUCUAGAUCUUUGUACGACAAGGUUAAACCUUACCUCCCCAGCAAUGACUAUAUAUAACUGGGAUGGAAAACGAACAGAGCAUCUCAGCCAUGUUCCGUUGCUUGACAGCUGUCUGCAAAAUUCCAUUACUCCAUUGCGUGGACCUGCGUGGGUGUCUAAGGGAGAAGGGUUCAGUCCAUCAGGAGCUAAAAUGUACAUCCAAGGAGUGCUGGGGGCCUUGCAUCAAAAGCUGAAGCCUGCCAAGGAGUAUAGUAAGCAGUUGGAUUAUGCCCUUGAUAAUAACACAGAGAAAGUCACAAAGAAGGAAAUACUCUCAAUGACAAUGGAAGAGCUGUAUAACAACAAAGAAGAGGUGGACCAGCUGAUUGAUGAAUUGCGAGAUACCAUCAAAAAGCACAAGGGUCAGCUCUCCAAACUCGCCCUGCAAUUACAGGCUGAGGAGGAGCAGUGCGCCGGCUAUGUGUACCAGCACAUUAAACAGCUUUCAACAAGCAGCAGUGAUCCACAGGGCCUGCAGCUAAAAGUAUAUGAAAAUGGGCAGGACACUGAGGAGACCGUUGUUUACAUCAACAGGAAGUUAAUGGAAAAGGGCUGCGGAAAGGAUGUCCAACUUAUGAUGGAUAGAUUACUGCAGAUUGUUGGUCAGAGACUGCAGUCUUCCCAAAUGUAUAACCCUUCAGGUCUUAACCUCUUUCCUACUCGCCUGUUUGAUGAACAAGGACAAGAAAUAUGCAACCCAUGUUCCCUUCAAAAUGAGCAAAAGGUUUGGGUGUCAUAUGGAGAAGACUACCGGUCAACCUAUAACCCUGUUCUGAGCCUGACAUUUGACAGGGUAAUGGCAGUUGUGGAAGAAGAUAACAGAGUUCUUUAUAAAACUCUUCUGGACCCUGAUGCUGAACUACCAACUAGAUUAGAAAAGUGGGAGGCUUUCAUAGGAUUCCCAGAGAACUACAGUUAUGAACAGCAGGGGAGUCAUCAUCAACAGGAAGACGUGGAUUUGAACUCUCACUUCAUACAGCUUAAGGAAGAUCUUCAGAUGGUUUUGUAUGCCAGCGUCACUAUGGAAAACAGGAGCAGAAAGGCCACCAGGAAAAAAGACAAUCAAAACCAGUUGAAUGCAGCAGCGGCAACAACUUGGCCUUUAGCUCACGUGUGGAUGGUCACCAAGGCUGGGGUUAUCCUGAGCAGGGCUAUGCCACAGCUCUGCCUGGCAGUUGGUGGGCAGUCAAUAACAUUAAAAAAUGAGGACGGUCCAUCUUUAGAAGCAUAUAAACUGAGCAUACAGAAAAGGAUCAGAGGCAACCCGUAUCAGCAGUGGAGCUUUGGAAAAGAUGGACAGAUAUUUUCACGGGCCUACUCCGAGUUUGUCCUGACCUACCUGGAGGAGCUGAAUGUAAGAGAGGAGGUGACCCAGACAGAGAAGCACCAUGGGGCUUGGUCUACAGAAGGUCCGGAGACAGGCUGCAGCUCUGCCAAUGAGGAUUCAGGAUACAAUGCAAGUGACACCACUAAAAAACAAGUUCCAAAACCCAUAGACACCCAGUCAAUGCCACCAGGCGCCCGAAGGGAGAGCAUCCAGCUGACAGUGGCACUGGUGAGGAAACUAGAAGACAAACACCCCAAGGCCUCAGCUCAAAGGUGGGCCAUGAGACAUGAGGGGACUGCCAGACUAGGACAGUGGAAACAGUCCCAAGUGGGAAACCCACUGUGGAAUAAACUCACUUACAUGUGGCCAGUGCUGCCAGAUGGAGAACUGAAUGAGGACUUUAACUGGCCACUUGAAGGAUCUCUAAUUCCAAAUGCUCCACCGCUAAAGAAACCAGCCAGUAAGAAGCCAGAUGGGUACACGCCAGUGAGACUGCAGGUUUUAAGAAAUGGACACAAGGACCACUUUAAGGCAGUAACAAUUACUGGACCAGACAUUACAAACAUGCUCAAGAAAAACCGGAAACCUGCGGCCAAGCAGACGCAGAAAGAAAAUGUAGAAAAAGACAUCGCUUCAGAAGAAGACAGGGUGAUAAAAAUCCACAGCAUUGAGUUUCAGCAGUUUCUUGAAAGAUGUACUGUCCUGCUGAAUUUACCAUUUGCUGCUCGGAGACUGUUUGACAAAGAAGGGAAUGAAAUAACCCUUCUUACAGACACAGUGAGAGAUCAGUUGGUGUUCGUUUCUUGUGGAGAGCAAUGGAUCGACCCACAGCUGACCAUGGCUGAGCGCAGGAAGCGGAUGAUCCUAAACAAUUUGGAAUCUGAUAUUUCCCAGAUUCGCAACUACUGUGCCAUGCGCAGCAAUGGAGGUCUAGUUCUCGAAAUUGUAGACGAAGUUGCAGAGGGGGCCAGGCUUAUCGUGAAUGAAUGUGAUGUGACAAGCGAGGAGGAACACAAUGAGGACUCCACUCAGUCAGAUGGUCAGCCAGAAAAAAAAGAAAACAAAGUGAAUGAUGAUAUCGUCAGUGAAGUAUUUGAAAACUCACAUACCAAAGCCCAUCGCAAAAUAGAUGAAAGGUACACAAGCUUCAAGUAUCCUUGGCAGAACGAGUCUCGAUAUUUGGAUGAAAAUGAAAACGAUUUGCACAGUGCGACAGGAGAAGAGUACACUAACAUGGAAUUGUACAACAAAUACAGGCAUCACUCGAAGCCUCUGAAGAUCCAGCAGAUCCAUCGGCAGCAGUUUGAAUUCAGCGGUGGACACAUUAUCAACUGCAAGUUCCCUAGGCUGGUACUGGGAGUGCUGGGAGAGGCUGUGCAGUCUGGGACCGAGAUCCAGUUAAUGGAAAAGAAACCUGAUGAUGUCAACCAGCGCUGGAUAUUCAGAGAGGAAGACAGGACAUUUCAUCUGAUGAGUAACCCAGGUCUGGUGUUAGCCGUCUCAAUGCCAAAGAUAAGACCUGGAGAUACAGACAGUGCUGUCCAAGUCCAUGGCUGUUCUGUUGUACUUCAGAAAUACAAAUCCUACAGUUACGGAGUUGCCAAUCAAAAGUGGCACUGGAUUCCUGAGGCUAAAGUGCUGAGCGCAUUUUAUACCACAGAGAUGGACCAGGAGAUCACAGCAGCUAAUCAGGCUUCUUUAUGCACUUUCUCUGUCUCCGGCACAGAAGAAAUAGACCAGCAGGGCUUUAGCUUCACACAUUCUAGUAAAAAUCGGAAGAUGACUGUGUGUUCAGCCUGUGCCAGAGCAUUAAGAGGGAAAAGCAUCCUGACAAAACUGCCCCCUGGUGCCUCAUUCUACUGUGCCACUGGCUGGAAGAAGAGUCAGCUGAAGCCUACGGGACCUUUUAAAAGCUUGAGUGUGAUAAAGACUGACCUUUCUACUUCAGAAGCUGAAAACACUUUGAAAUACUUUGAGGAGGUGCUGGCAUCUUUAAGGAAGGAGACGUCAAUACAGGUUAUUUCACAAGAGAUCUCUGCUGCCCGGACGCAGCGGCCAGUGAAAAUCAAGGCCUACAGAAAUGGGGCAGGCUUUAAAGAUGGGCAGCUGAUAACUGCAACAACCAUGCCAAUGCUGCUUUCCAUGUGUACCAGUAGACUUGAACUUUCAAGGGCGGCUUGCAGAUUGUACACGGUGAAUGGAACGCCAAUGCAGACUGCAUCAGACUUAAUAGCAUGGGCUGUAAAUGAUUGCUUACAGGAAAGCAGCAUGGAAGAACAGAAAGACACGGAAGAUACAGACCUGAUAACGAAAGAGGUUGAUGAUGUUACAACAGACUCUCUGGAGCUCAGUGCAAAUGAGAAGGCAGCCUCCAGAUCGCAGCUGCUCCUUCGGGUUACUGUGGAAGAGCUGGGGAGACUGGACGAGACCCUGCUGACCCUCAUUCUGAGGAAUCCUAUUGAUGUGUGGGUGUCCAGUGGGGAGCCUUUCCUUCCUUUGCAUGUUUUACAGCAAAGGGAGAGGCAGCAGAAAAUGAAUUGGAAGCAGAAGGAGAAGGUCUUGGCUGAUUUGGUUUUAAAGAGACAUAAAAUGAGGCUCCUGCAAGGAAGGCGAAUGGGGGCACUGAAGCCAGGGAGAAUGAUCUCCACUAAAAGCUCAAUUCAGCCUGUUGUUGUCGAAGGUGGUUGGACAGAGCCAUCGCAAGAAGAAGUGAAACUAAUGGAGGAUGUGCAAAAUAUGGAGGUACAUCUGUCAGAAGUUCAGGCCAUACAGAGCAGGAAGCGAAGCUCGUUUCUGAAAACAAUAGCAACCAAUCCGAGAGAUUUAUACAACCAGCCAGAUGUGAAGAGGGUGCUGGUGCACAUGAAUGGAACCGAUCCAAAGCAAGGAGUUUUUGCUUGGGGGAAAAACAUGGAGGAGCUGCUGGGCAGUUGUACCUCCAGAUUAAACAUGAGACAGCCUGCUCAGGUUCUCUAUGCUAUGGAUGGUGCACAGUUGAGCACAUGGGAUGAAAUUGAGAGAGAUAUGUUAAUCUGUGUAUCUUCAGGAGAACCUUUCAUGAGCACUAAAGCUAACAGACAUAAAAUAGAAAUUAGAGCCAACUAUGCACGAGUGAGAAAAGAUAAAGGACCAGCAGCAACAGACAUUGUUGUGACUCCAAAGGGAAACCCCAAAGUGAAGGUUGAAGCUCCCAGUAACCUCCUGGCUCUCCCUGCUGCAUCAGAACACAUUUUCUAACAAACAGAUUUCCAUGAAAAAAAAAACAGAGGAGGAGAAGAAGGAGAAUCGGGUACAGAAAAGCAAAGGACAGUGGUCAUUUAAAAAAUGGAUUUGCCUGCUCUUUGCUUAAGAAAAAAAAAAUUCUGCAGCCAAUUUCGUUUCUAACUACUUGAACUACACUUUGCUUUUUAAUUACAUUCUACUGAAAAGUAACAUGAAUAAUCAUUGUUUAUUUAAAAAUCAUUGAUUAACUUGUUGAUUGCACUGCUUUGUAUUAUUUACAGACUAACCAAAGAGUACAGUACGACGUCGCAUAUCUGACCCCAAAGAGUACAGUACGACGUCGCAUAUCCGACCCCCUGUGGACUGGGGUAUAGGCGGAUAUGUGAAAAAGUCGGAUUUGCGAACACCUAUAGAAAAAGCACUUACACAUCCAUAAAUAGGUUAGUGAACAAAGAAGAAAACUGCUUUAAACAUGGGGACAUUUUUUGCUUUAAAAGUAAGCAAACGUAAACAAGAUUAAUUAGGCUACAAAUACACAGUGUUGCUAUGCGGUUUGCUAUAAGCCAUCUCCACGCAAAACUAAAAAAAAAAAAAAUUACAAAACAGUAAAUGUGCAGUAACCUGCAACUAAUGGCUCUUUCUUGAUAUUGCCAACAGCUGAUAAGCAGCUUGGUUUGAAUAUUGCUUCGACUAUUUUAAACAAACGACCAGUAAGCAUUGCUUUUAUGAAGCUUGCUUUGUUUAAUUCAAAUGCAUUUAAAAGCUACAACAACACGCUGCCAAUAUCUGCAAGCGUGCGCUCCAUCAUAUAAACACAUUGGACAAAAAAAAGCUUCCUCGACUGGUGUAUUGAAACGUCACUGCUCCACGCAGCUGACUGACACACGCACACAGCCUGCCACCAUGUGGAAGCUGCAUUUUUUUGCCAGUGCCAUUACACUUUUAAUAUUUAUUGAUUUAUUUAGCAAGGCGGUUAAUUGAUCAGGGCGGUUAUGUGACGGUCGGAUAUGCAACGUUGCACUGUACUGUAAUGUAUUAUUAAAGGUUUUAUUUUUGGUAAUCGAAAUAUGUAUUUAAUAAAUGUAAUGCCUGAAACUGAACGAAUAAAUGACAACUCUGUUGAAUGUGUCAUUUAUAUAUUUCUACUUUUUUGAACUCUGAAACCAUUUUUUUAAAAUAUGCUACCAGGGAGAAUGGUCAACCAUUUUACCGAAUGUGGUCAAUUACUCGUAGCCCAUAUUCCCAUUCAUAAAUUGAGAAGAUUCUUAAUGCCUUUGCUUAUUAGAUAUGUCUCUGUUGCUUUCAUCUUACUUUGAAUAGUCUUCAAACAGUAUAAUAGGUACUUUGUAAAUGUUGUCUUUAUAGUAAAUUCUGACCUAUUCUUUCUUUCUUUUUUUUUUUUUUUAAAUGCCAGGUGCAUUUAAAUUAAAUAUUUUGAGAAUUCAAAUCAAACAGAUAUUCCACAUUGUAAAGUCAUUUUUGUUUUGUGCAGUAUGUGAUUAGUUUUACCAGCAGGGGGCUCUAAAAAACCUUUCUGACUGAAUUGCAGUUAUUUAUCCUGCAGUAUCUCUUGCAUUCCACUUUAUUGAUGGUACCCACUCAGGCAGCCCAAAGUAUACCCCUUCCUGACAGUGGAUCUGAUUGCCAAUGUUUUUAGCACGGUGGUCUGUUGAAAUCUCUGUCUAAAUGCAUAUUUUUUAUAGAACGUCUCUGAGACUAUGUGAAUAUAUUAUGUUAGAACGGUUUGCCCGACAGAUAUUUUUAUUUUAAAAGUUACCCAACAAAACUGUACUGUAACUACAGUGAUGUUGCACAUGCAUAUGUGAUAUUUAAAUAAGCAAUCCAGUAGUAUCACACUGUUUUGUUCAUCCAUUUCUCAA
Acipenser ruthenus (sterlet) is the source of this 7486-nucleotide messenger RNA. RefSeq names its product doublecortin domain-containing protein 1-like. The record is from RefSeq and is a predicted model, not a curated record. Gene Ontology annotation, molecular function: microtubule binding. The transcript has 40 exons. NCBI's taxonomy places the organism in Eukaryota, Metazoa, Chordata, Actinopteri, Acipenseriformes, Acipenseridae. Bases 87 to 5621 code for a protein of 1844 amino acids. Gene Ontology annotation, biological process: intracellular signal transduction; regulation of mitotic cytokinesis.